Messenger RNA from Durusdinium trenchii, 1176 nucleotides. The record is from the annotation of a GenBank genome assembly. NCBI's taxonomy places the organism in Eukaryota, Dinophyceae, Suessiales, Symbiodiniaceae.
AUGAUGGAGCCAUUUGUGCAGAUUGCUGAUGCAGUGAGGCAUUUGCAUGCACAAAAGCCGCCGAUCCAGCACCGUGACCUCAAGGUGGAGAACAUCUUGAAGGGCAGUGAUGGCCACUGGAAGCUUUGCGAUUUUGGCUCUUGCAGCACCAGCUGCUUCGAAGCCGAGCUGCCACGACCGCAGCUCCAGCGGUUGCAGGAUGAGAUUGACAAGACCGUGACGCUGCUUUACAGGCCGCCAGAGAUGGCCGACGUCCAGCUGAACAGCAGAAAGGGCUACACAAUCACCCAGCAAGUUGACAUUUGGAUGCUGGGUUGCAUCCUCUACACACUUGCCUUCUAUCGACAUCCAUUUCAGGACAAUGCGACACCCAUGGCAAUUUUCAAUGCCAAGUACUUCAUUCCUGCUGACCAUCCAAUGGCAAGGAGUGCGAAAUUGUGCGCCUUAAUCCAUUGGUUGCUGGCACCAGACCCCAAGGACAGGCCACCAGCCCCUCAAGUCCUACAGGCCUGCCGAGAGAUUGGCAAGUCUGAAUAUGAGGACUUUGUCAAGGCCAUGCCAGCUCCUGUGAGGGAGAAAAUCUUGCAGCAGGAGAGAAUCUAUGGUGCCAGGAACUCAAAGGAGCCACCGAAAGAGUGGGACCUGAAGAAUCUUCCGAUGGCCACAGGAGCCAGAUCGCAACCAGAACCAGUCCGCAAGGUUGAGGCCAACGGGACGGCGCCGCAUACCAGCGCAGCACAGUUUGAUGUGAGAUUUGCGCUGGCAGAGGGUGCAGGUGCCUAUCCAGCCCAGCCUGCGAAGCCGAAGGUGGCCGGGUUGCAAGAGGACUUGCUUUCCUUAGAUGGUGGAGGGCCUCCCUCCAAUCGAGGCUUGCACCAUGCAACCUCUGCCCCUGCUGUGGAUCUAUUGGACAUGUCCACCACUCCGUCACGGGCGAAAAGCGCCCCACCGAUGGCGACAGGUGACAAUCUUUUAGCCUUCGCAGAUUUCGGCAGUAUGCCCUCGCAGGAUGUGAACGCAGGAGCGCCAAACGCAGGACUCUUCAACGAUCUUGUCAGGGAUUUUGCCGAUUUUGGCUCUGCGCCAAGUUUCGACGCUUUUGCUCCUCAGCCGCAGGCACACCAGGCUGCCUCAGCACCAAACUCUGGGUCAGCAAACUUGCUCGACCUCAUGUGA